Merops nubicus (carmine bee-eater) is the source of this 528-nucleotide messenger RNA. RefSeq names its product dnaJ homolog subfamily A member 1. The transcript has 3 exons. Lineage: Eukaryota; Metazoa; Chordata; Aves; Coraciiformes; Meropidae. The record is from RefSeq and is a predicted model, not a curated record. Gene Ontology annotation, cellular component: cytosol; cytoplasm. Gene Ontology annotation, biological process: protein refolding. The annotation marks the transcript as partial. Gene Ontology annotation, molecular function: Hsp70 protein binding.
CAACGUGUGUGUCGCAGUUCAAGCAGAUAUCCCAAGCGUACGAAGUGCUGUCGGACCCGAAGAAGAGGGAGCUGUAUGACAAAGGAGGCGAGCAGGCUAUCAAAGAGGGUGGCUCUGGUGGCGGAUUCGGGUCGCCCAUGGACAUAUUCGAUAUGUUCUUUGGCGGCGGUGGGAGGAUGCAGAGAGAGAGACGAGGCAAAAACGUGGUCCAUCAGUUGUCCGUGAGUCUAGAGGACAUGUACAAUGGUGCAACAAGGAAGCUGGCGUUGCAGAAGAACGUUAUCUGUGACAAAUGUGAAGGUCGUGGCGGCAAGAAGGGUGCCGUAGAGUGCUGUCCUAACUGCAGAGGAACAGGCAUGCAGAUCAGAAUUCACCAGAUUGGGCCAGGAAUGGUGCAGCAGAUCCAGUCUGUGUGCAUGGAGUGCCAGGGGCACGGGGAGCGCAUCAGCCCCAAGGACCGCUGCAAGAGCUGCACGGGCAGAAAAAUCAUUAGGGAGAAGAAGAUACUAGAAGUUCACAUUGACAAAG